ACGGCUCAGAGACGGGUCUAAAAUGUCGCUUGGCAUUCGGCCAACCAGCAGCAGGCAUCUCAUUUCACAAUUGGAAGCGACUCGCUCUAACGCCCCCACCACACCUCUCGAAAUGACGGCGCUGCUUGUGAAGAGCUCGUGGAAACAGCACGAGCCUGCAAUGCCCAUCGACGACAUUAUGCCCGACAACCAGCUACAGGAGGCUCGCGCCUGGACCCACAAGCUCCGCCACAGCGGCGAGAGCGCCAGCACAAGCCCCAAGCCGACGGACGCUGUCCUGUCACCCACACAGAUUACCAAGCCUAUGGUGGUCGAAACCAGCAGCAAGAAGCACCGCUUCUCACUGCGACGGCUCUUCAAGCAUGAUAACAACCAUGAACAGGGCAAGAAAGCGGCCUUUGUACCGCCCGUGCCCAUUCCUAGUGACUUCCUUACACGCGAGCGCCACGGUGGCGUGACCGUCAGCGGCAAGCGCGUUCCCUUCACGCGUGACGCUCACAAGCGCAGGAAGAAGACGGUGAGGCCCAUGCCGCGCAUCAACGAGGACCGCGCGCUCUUGCCCGUAAGCUCCUCGGUGGAGGCCUAUCGUCGUCGUGCCUACUACCCGGCCAAGAAGGAAAAGUCCAAGAAGUAAGGAAGCGCCGCCCCAUCGUCAUAGCGGCGUGUCGCUCUUCACGUCUCUGCCAGCUCGAUAAGCGCUGUCUGCAGCUAAAGCUGCAGCCGAGCCGCUCUGAGACACAAGUCGCCGCCUCGCAUCAGAGGGACCGGAGCGACAACAUGAUCGCGUUGCACCCAUCUCAUCGUACCUCGUCAUUUUUGCCUACGAAUUAGAAUUGCGCUAUUUAUUGGUUAGGAAUUACCAACACUAAAUGCAAUAAACUAUCACAUUACACCCCUUACCGGCCU
Phytophthora nicotianae INRA-310 is the source of this 906-nucleotide messenger RNA. RefSeq lists its product as hypothetical. The transcript has a single exon. The record is from RefSeq and is a predicted model, not a curated record. The coding region runs from base 23 to 634 and encodes 203 amino acids. NCBI's taxonomy places the organism in Eukaryota, Oomycota, Peronosporomycetes, Peronosporales, Peronosporaceae.